UAUCUACAUAAAAACACUAUCUAGAAAGCCUUGAGAUGCAGCUCCCUACCCAGACCUUCACAACGCACCGCUUGGUGACGCUACCCUCGAAAGAUGAACUCUGCAAAGCCUUCGUCGGACAACCGCUCUCAUCCUUGCGAUCUCCCGCAGCCAUCAUCGACCGCUCCAUAUUCAAGGCAAACUGUCAAGCCAUGGCGAAAAAGGUCAAGGAUAACGGUCUCAGAUUCAGGGCUCACGUGAAGACCCACAAGACAGUCGAAGGCAUAGCUCUCCAGGUCGAGGCGGGAGGAAAGGUGGACAAGGCCGUGGUCUGCUCGACGAUGACGGAAUGCUGGCAGAUCGCCGAGAGUCGACUGGUCAAGGAAGGCCUAGUCAACGAUAUCCUCUAUGGCAUGCCGAUUGCUCUAGACAAGCUCGAAGAUGCGAAAUCUCUGGCCAACUACCUUCGGCCUCACAAUGCUCAAUUCCGACUCAUGGUAGACUCUUUCACGCAAAUUCAAGCCUUGGGGCAGUACGCACAGAAAUCAAGCCAACCUGUAGGUCAGACGCCUUGGUCGGUCAUGAUCAAGCUCGAUGGCGGGUACCACCGAGCGGGUCUGACCGUCAACAGCGACGAGUUGAAGCAAGCCAUUCGACUCUGCUUGGAUUCGCCGUACGUCGAGCUGUUUGGAUUCUAUGCUCACUUUGGGCACUCUUACAAUGCUCGAUCUGAAGACGACGCUCAUACUUAUCUACAGGGAGAAGUGGAGGCAAUCAACGGGGCCGCAAAGAUGGCUCUCGAAAUGGACAGCAGGAGUUCUGGACCCGACGACCCAUACGUACUAUCUUUCGGGGCUACACCGACUGCUCAUGUCUCCAACACCCUCGUCAAGGACAAGGUGUAUGGCGAGCUAGAACUACUCACACCAACUGAUCGCUAUUUUCGAUUACCUAGACACGCUGGAAACUAUUGCUGCUUGGACCUGCAGCAAGUCGCUACCAACCUGACAAGUAUAGAAAAUGUCGCCGUCUCGGUCCUCUCCAGGGUCAUCUCGGCUUAUCCGCAUCGAAACGAAGCUCUAUGCGACGCGGGAGGGAUCGCCAUGAGCAAAGACACGGGUCCAUACCCUGGCUUCGGGAAGAUCGUUUCACCCAAGGAAAUGUCCGAGCGGGAGCUCGGCCGAGUCUCGCAGGAGCAUGGAAUAUUGGUUCAAAAGCAGGGUGCAGCCAAGAUUGCUCUUCCGGAACCAGGCCAAAUCAUCCGGAUUUGCGGCCAACACGCUUGCAUGAUUCUCUCGAAUCAUCCUUGGUAUUACAUCGUCGAGGACGGUGGUGACAAGGUCGUGGACGUCUGGGUACCAUGGAAGGGUUGGUAG
Filobasidium floriforme is the source of this 1355-nucleotide messenger RNA. RefSeq lists its product as uncharacterized. Gene Ontology annotation, molecular function: D-serine ammonia-lyase activity. The record is from RefSeq and is a predicted model, not a curated record. NCBI's taxonomy places the organism in Eukaryota, Fungi, Basidiomycota, Tremellomycetes, Filobasidiales, Filobasidiaceae. Gene Ontology annotation, biological process: D-serine catabolic process. The transcript is spliced from 4 exons. Bases 36 to 1355 code for a protein of 439 amino acids.